AUGGCAGCCGUUAUUCAAUUUGCAAACAAAGUUGUCAUUGUGACAGAUGCCGGCAGUGGUACUGGUGCUGAUACUGCUCUUCUUCUUGCCGAAGGAGGAGCGAAAGUUGUCAUCGUUGGCGCGGAAUUACUUGUCGCCGUGGCGGAUGUCUCAGAAAUGCACAUGGUGGAAAAACGGGCGUACGGCACCGUGAACAAGUUCUGGGCAUUUCACUAUGCCGUCAACAACGCUGGUAUCUCGGGUGCAAAUUACGACCUGCCUAACCUACCCGAAAAUGUUUGGGACGAGACAAUCGCACUCAACCUCUCAUCCGUCUUCUACUACACGAAGGAACAGCUUGCAGCUAUCAACUAA
Molecule: messenger RNA, 354 nt
Organism: Penicillium antarcticum
Lineage: Eukaryota; Fungi; Ascomycota; Eurotiomycetes; Eurotiales; Aspergillaceae
Exons: 2
Coding region: 1-354 (117 amino acids)
Molecular function (GO): oxidoreductase activity, acting on the CH-OH group of donors, NAD or NADP as acceptor
Source: RefSeq, a predicted model, not a curated record